Clonostachys solani is the source of this 1728-nucleotide messenger RNA. NCBI's taxonomy places the organism in Eukaryota, Fungi, Ascomycota, Sordariomycetes, Hypocreales, Bionectriaceae. The record is from the annotation of a GenBank genome assembly.
AUGUCCGAGAAGCCAAUGCUCCAGGAGUUGGUAGCCAUCCUUGGCGUGCCAACUCUUUUGGAGGACAUUGACGAUUGCCAGUUCAUAACAUGCCUAGCGACGAACACCAAAGACUUCCGUUGCGGGAAUCUUAGGAAAAAGACCGACCAGAAAAAGAGCAUAGCCCUGUGGAACGAAUUCAGCUUGAUGAAGGAAUGCGUUCUAACCGACGAGUUACAGGAGAAAAUCCAGUCGUUCAUUCGUUCUUCGAACUGUCACCAUCACAAUUCCGACAAUUCCAAUGCAAUGAAGGGGUUCAAGGCCUGGGUAAUAUCUCGGGGGAAAGACAAGCCGGUCCUGGCCAAGUCCCUUUCGUCGGAAGAAAGCAGCAGCCCGGACCUGUCCUCAGCGUCGCUUAGCCAAGACACAACGACAAUAACGAUUGAAUCCGACAUCAACGAAGCAACGAUCGAGUCCGACGUCAAAGAACCAGUCCAAACUAAGAACACUUCAGAUGAUAAAGAAGAAGUGGCGGCAGUAACGGAGGUGCUUUCAGCGAUGACCGUUACCGAUAAGGAGUUCAAAGCCACCGCGGUCGUCACAACCAUCACCAACGAGGCGAUCAAAGCCGCUGCAGUUGUCACUACCAUCACAAAGAGCGACACCGGGGCUCACGACGAAGUUGGUCCAACCCACAUCGAUGGCUUUGGCACGGUAUCGCAGCUCCAAAGAAAGGACUCAUUGCGAAGUCCCGCACCGCUCUUCGAAGAGAUUUACCGCUAUCUAAAAAAGUCUCAACAAGAAGAAGGCAUCGUUUACAUUCUUAAACACACAUCUGACCGGAACUUGUUCAAGAUUGGGUACACAAAAUAUGACUCGGAGAAACGUCGCAAGAUGGGGAAGAAGUGCAAUGUGGACAACUCGGAGACCAUUUACGAGAGUCCGCAAGGCCACUUCUUCGCCGCCAGAAAGGCCGAAAAACUUGCCCAGGUCUUACUCCGUCAACACAAUCUCAAAGUCGAGAAAUGCAAGAAAUGCGGUGGCGGUCACAGGGAAUGGUUCCUCGCUUCGGAGAGGGAUGUCCUCCAAGCUGUUGAGACCAUGGAGGCUUUUGUCAGAUUGCCUGGCUAUGCCAAGUGCCCAGAGACGAAGCAGUGGAAGAUAUCAAUCGAGGGGUACGAGAAAAUGAAGCUUUUGGGCGGCGCCUCACCGCGAAGAAUUGGAGCACUUCUCCGCGAAGAGCAGGUUAAGACAGCAAGCAAGGAUCCAAGUGAUCCAACCGAAAAGAUCUCAUCGGAGCAUGGGAAGAGCGUCAAGGACGCUGUCAGUCCGGAAACUCGCACGAGCGAGCAAUCUUUCAAUGAGGAUACGAACUCGAAGAAGUCCGUCGUCGUCGUCGAAUCUGUCGAGCUGGAUGACACAAAGCCGGAGCCGCGCAGAUCGUCAGGGGCCGCCAAGCUUGGCAAAAGUUGGAGGAAAGUGGUCAACGGUGUCGGCAAGGCCGUGGAAGGCGCGAGCGAGUACUUGGCCAGGUCACGAGAGGGGACUGCCGAACCUGACUCGCAGCGCCCAAUGUCCUCGGCAGGCCAAACGAAUGGCAUGACCAUGGAAGAAACCAUAUGGAACGCAUUCCGGGGGUUUGAUGCAGCUGAUUGGAGUCAUUUGGGGAAGCGAGUGAAAAGUGAGAUUGGCACUUUUGUCACGGACUUUAAAGAUGGGUUUCAGGAAGGGGAAACAGCUAAAGCAUAA